AAAUAAAUUCAAAAAUUAAUAAAUAAAUCAAAAGCAAAAACUUAACCUGAGCAGAAUACUGAAAACCCAAAUACUAAAAUAUUAAGCUACUGUAUAUAUAAAUAAAUUCCCACAAUACGCCUGUAAAUUCCGUAUACUCAUCGAACCAAACUACUCAUUUUCACAGCAAUAACUACUCAGCAAUGGCUACAAAAAGCGUAGCAAGUAUAUAGUUAAAUAACAAUAACAACUGCUGCAUCACAUCAGUAAUAAAAUCAAUCGGAUAUUUUUAUUAGCGUUAGCUAGCGUUUAGCGUCCAUCGCAUAACCUGUGUAUACAAAUAACGAUUGUACACGCCUACCGCCUAUUACAUACAUAUAUAUACAUAUUUAUAUAUGUAUAUAUAUAUAAUAUAAGUUCGCGACUACUACGGUUACGACUGCUAUAACGACUUGAGCGUGCACGAUCACGAUCAAGUUCACGACCACGUUCGCGUCGUUGUUUUAUUGUUUUAAUCAUUUUGUAUGGCUUAAAAUUAACUACAUAAAUACAUAGAUACAAAUAAACUGAUCGAUUUGUUCGCUUUGCUAAACAAGUAACUGAAUAGAAUUCUUCUACGCUGUAAUCGUCCGCUUCGACUUAUCUCCUUAGGCCACUUAGUAUUUCUCUAUUUAUUCCACUUCUUCUUCUUCGAUCAACGUGUAAAACUGUUCGUGUCAUCAUUGUCAAAUGUAAAAUAGCCGAUUGCAUGCCACGUGGAUGACGUGUCAAUCCGGAGAAAUGAGCGUAGUCGUGCAUCAGGUUUAGCACAACUAUGGCCCAGCGGUCGACUAAAAACUAUAAGAAAUUGGAUACAUUGACGGUUGGCAGCGGCUCAGGAAGCGGCGCUAGCAGGGCAUCAACAGGGCUCCACAAGCGGGGGGCACUCGGGUCGAAGGGGAGCCCAUCGCUUAGCUGAUAGAAUGGGUGGCCCAAAGAAAGACGAUACACCACCCGGUGGUGGUCCAACAUCAUUAUUUAUCCUCACCGAGGAUAAUCCAAUUAGAAAAUACACACGCUUCAUCAUAGAAUGGCCGCCCUUCGAGUACGCUGUGUUAUUGACAAUCAUUGCCAACUGUGUUGUGUUGGCUUUAGAAGAACAUUUGCCUGGGGGUGAUAAAACAGUAUUGGCUCUGAAACUGGAAAAAACGGAGACCUAUUUUUUAUGCAUUUUCUGUGUAGAAGCAUCGCUCAAGAUCCUUGCCUUAGGGCUUGUUCUGCAUAAACACUCCUACCUCAGGAAUAUUUGGAACAUCAUGGAUUUUAUCGUCGUAGUUACGGGAUUUAUGGCACUGCUCCCACAAAAAUGGAUUGAGGUAGAUCUAAAAACAUUAAGGGCUAUACGUGUGCUAAGGCCCUUGAAAUUAGUCUCUGGAAUUCCUAGUUUACAAGUAGUUUUAAAAUCCAUUAUCAAGGCAAUGGCGCCGUUACUUCAAAUCGGACUUUUGGUCUUGUUUGCGAUCGUUAUAUUUGCAAUCAUCGGACUCGAGUUCUAUUCGGGCGCUCUGCAUAAGACUUGUUAUAGUUUAGAAGAUCCAAAUAAAUCUGUUAAGGAAGGUGAAUCAGAGACACCAUGCAAUACGGAUAAUGCAACGGAUAAAGCGUCUGGUUCAUUUGUAUGUAAUUAUAACACGAGUAUGUGUCUGGAAAAAUGGGAAGGGCCAAAUUGGGGCAUAACUAGUUUUGAUAAUAUCGGGUUUGCCAUGUUGACUGUGUUCCAAUGUAUCACCAUGGAGGGCUGGACAGCAAUACUGUAUUGGACCAACGAUGCUCUAGGUUCAUCAUUUAAUUGGAUAUAUUUCGUGCCUCUAAUAGUUAUAGGCUCAUUUUUUAUGCUCAACUUAGUUCUCGGUGUCCUUAGCGGUGAAUUUUCGAAUGAACGUAAUCGUGUCGAACGUCGCAUGGAGUUUCAAAAAUGCCGUUUUCGCACCAUGUUUCAAACUGCCAUGGUUUCAUAUCUCGAUUGGAUAACACAAGCAGAGGAAGUCAUUUUAGCCGAAGAGCGUACAACUGAGGCCGAAAAGAUGCACAUAAUGGAGGCACGAAGAAGAAAUGCGGCGAAGCGCAAAAAACUGAAAAGUUUAGGCAAAUCGAAGUCGACAGACACAGAGGAGGAAGAAGGCGAAGAAGAUUACGGAGACGACGGAUAUCUUAAAUCACGCCCGAAACCUCAAGGCAGCUGUACGGGCUUUUGGCGUGCCGAGAAACGCUUCCGCUUCUGGAUACGGCACACGGUGAAAACGCAAUGGUUCUAUUGGUUCGUCAUCGUACUCGUAUUCCUGAACACUAUGUGCGUCGCCGUAGAGCAUUAUGGUCAACCAAAAUUUUUAACGCAAUUUUUAUACAUUGCUGAAUUUUCGUUUUUGGGUCUAUUCAUGUCGGAGAUGUUCAUCAAAAUGUAUGCACUCGGACCGCGUACCUACUUCGAGUCGUCGUUUAAUCGUUUCGAUUGUGUCGUCAUUAGUGGUUCGAUAUUCGAAGUGAUAUGGUCUGAGGUCAAGGGAGGCUCAUUCGGUCUAUCCGUAUUGCGAGCUCUACGUUUACUCCGUAUAUUCAAAGUGACCAAAUAUUGGUCAUCUUUGCGAAAUCUUGUGAUUUCGUUGUUGAACUCGAUGAGAUCCAUUAUUUCACUAUUGUUCCUGCUCUUCUUGUUCAUUCUAAUAUUUGCACUACUCGGCAUGCAAUUGUUUGGCGGGCAAUUUAGUUUUAAAAGCGGUACCCCCGAAACAAAUUUCAACACAUUCCCCAUAGCCUUACUUACAGUAUUUCAAAUUCUAACCGGUGAAGAUUGGAAUGAAGUCAUGUAUCAGGGUAUUAAAUCGCAAGGUGGCGCUAAGAAAGGAAUGAUUUAUUCUGUAUACUUUAUCGUUUUGGUACUCUUCGGUAAUUACACACUGUUAAACGUAUUCUUGGCUAUCGCUGUCGAUAAUUUAGCGAAUGCCCAAGAAUUGACAGCUGCCGAAGAGGAGCAAGUCGAGGAAGAUAAGGAGAAGCAGUUGCAGGAGCUUGAAAAGGAAAUGGAAGCACUUCAAGCUGAUGGUGUUCACGUGGAGAAUGGUGAUGGUGUAUCGGUGCCGAAUAAGGCGAAAAGUAAAAAGAAAGAAGAGGAAAAGAAGGAAGAGGAAGAAGUGACGGAGGGUCCAAAACCAAUGUUACCAUACUCAUCCAUGUUUAUACUAUCACCGACGAACCCUAUACGCCGUGGCGCUCAUUGGGUUGUUAAUUUGCGAUAUUUUGAUUUUUUCAUAAUGAUCGUCAUCUCAUUGUCAUCGAUAGCGUUAGCAGCCGAAGAUCCUGUUCGUGAGCAUUCGCCACGAAAUAAAAUCUUAAAUUAUUUCGAUUAUGCAUUUACCGGCGUAUUCACAAUAGAAAUGUUACUAAAAAUUGUAGAUUUAGGCGUAAUAUUACAUCCAGGCAGCUAUUUAAGAGAAUUCUGGAAUAUUAUGGAUGCUGUGGUCGUUGUGUGCGCUGCUGUUAGUUUCGGUUUCGAUAUGAGCGGUAGCAGCGCUGGACAAAAUUUAUCAACUAUCAAAUCGUUGCGCGUCCUACGCGUCCUGCGACCAUUGAAAACCAUCAAACGUGUACCAAAAUUGAAAGCCGUCUUCGAUUGCGUAGUGAAUUCAUUGAAAAAUGUUGUUAACAUUCUAAUCGUGUACAUAUUAUUUCAAUUUAUAUUUUCCGUAAUUGGUGUACAAUUGUUCAAUGGGAAAUUUUUUCAUUGUACGGACGAAAGUAAACAUACUUCCGAAGAGUGCCAGGGCUCAUAUUUUAAAUAUGAGGAGGAUGAAUUACUUCCAAAGCAGGAGGCGCGCAUCUGGCGGCCGCGUAGUUUCCACUACGACAACGUAGCGGCGGCAAUGCUGACGCUUUUCGCGGUGCAAACAGGCGAAGGAUGGCCACUAGUUCUACAACACUCCAUGGCUGCCACGUAUGAAGAUAGGGGUCCUAUACAAAAUUUCCGGAUCGAAAUGUCCAUAUUUUAUAUUGUGUAUUUCAUUGUAUUUCCAUUCUUCUUCGUGAAUAUAUUCGUGGCCUUGAUUAUCAUAACAUUUCAAGAGCAAGGCGAGGCUGAAUUGCAAGAUGGUGAAAUUGAUAAGAACCAGAAAUCCUGCAUAGAUUUCACGAUAGGAGCGCGUCCGCUCGAACGGUACAUGCCCAAAAAUCGCAACACAUUCAAGUACAAAGUGUGGCGCAUUGUAGUUUCGACGCCAUUCGAAUAUUUUAUAAUGAUGCUAAUUGUGUUCAAUACAUUACUGCUUAUGAUGAAGUACCAUAACCAAGGUGAAAUGUAUGAUAAAUCACUAAAAUAUAUCAACAUGGGAUUCACAGGGAUGUUCAGCGUUGAGACAGUACUGAAAAUUAUUGGAUUUGGUGUAAAGAAUUUUUUCAAGGAUCCAUGGAACAUUUUUGAUCUGAUUACUGUUGUGGGCAGUAUCGUAGAUGCGCUAUGGAUGGAAUUCGGGUCGAACUCAAUCAACGUUGGCUUCCUGCGUUUAUUUCGUGCGGCGCGUCUCAUAAAAUUGCUACGUCAAGGAUAUACGAUACGAAUUCUAUUGUGGACAUUUGUACAAUCGUUCAAAGCACUUCCAUAUGUCUGUUUGUUAAUAGCCAUGCUCUUUUUUAUUUAUGCUAUUAUUGGCAUGCAGGUGUUUGGGAAUAUCAAACUAGAUACAAUGGAAAAUACCAUUACUAGGCACAACAACUUCCAAUCAUUUCAACAAAGCGUCAUGUUGCUAUUCAGAUGUGCAACUGGCGAGGCGUGGCCGAACAUUAUGCUGGCGUGCCUUAAGGGGAGGCCAUGCGAUGAAGAAGCCGACAAGGGCAACGAAACAUGCGGUUCUACACUGGCAUAUGCAUAUUUUGUAUCGUUUAUAUUCUUUUGCUCAUUUCUCAUGUUGAAUUUAUUCGUUGCCGUUAUUAUGGAUAAUUUCGAUUAUCUCACAAGAGACUCCAGUAUAUUGGGUGCCCAUCAUUUGGACGAGUUUGUUCGGAUAUGGGCCGAAUAUGAUCCAAAUGCGACUGGUAGAAUACAUUAUACGGAGAUGUAUGAUAUGUUGAAAAAUAUGGAUCCUCCGUUGGGGUUCGGUAACAAAUGUCCCAAUCGCCUCGCCUACAAGAAGCUAAUACGUAUGAAUAUGCCUUUGGAUGACGAAAUGAGAGUACAAUUUACAACGACGCUUUUUGCGUUGAUACGCGAAAAUCUGAGUAUAAAAAUGAGAUCUGCGGAGGAAAUGGAUCAAGCGGAUAUGGAACUUAGGGAAACCAUAACGAAUAUAUGGCCUUUGCAAGCGAAGAAAAUGUUGGAUUUGCUUGUACCACCCAUAGACCAACUGAAUAAGGGGAAAUUGUCAGUUGGUAAAGUGUACGCCGGUCUUUUAAUAUUGGAGUCGUGGCGUACGACGCGGUUUGGACAAAUCGAUUCUGGCAUGCCGAAACAAUCAUUCUUCAAUUGCCUGCUCGAUAUGGCGGCGCUCGACAAAGGCGGAUCUCGGCAGGGCUCAAUUAGCUAUGAAGCCAAUGGCGAUGGUGGCGCCAACUCACAAACGCAUUUAUUAGCUAACACAAAUCAUCAUCACCUGAACGGUGAUGCCGAACACAAUAGUUUGGCAUCAUUGGCACGCCGGACUACGAUCAAAAAACGUUCAGUUAGAAACAAAAAGAUGCUGGAACUGCAGGAUGCGUCGAGACAUCCUUCUCAGGAAUCGUUAACCGGUGCCGAUGCUGGUCAUUUACAUCCUGGUCACGCCUAUCACAAUGGUCAUCAUCGCCGUUCGCCGAGUUUAAGACAUAACGGAUCUCCAUUGGCCAGAUCUCCAAGUCCUAGACGGCGAGGCCAUCAAUACAUACAUCAUGAUAUUGGGUUCUCCGAUACCGUAUCUAAUGUUGUAGAGAUGGUCAAGGAGACCCGUCAUCCUAGGCACGGAUAUGGGCUUCCGCGUUAUCCAAGAGGUUCAUGGUCAGCAUCGACAAGUCCGGCCCGUUCGCCUUCGCCUUCUCGUUAUGGUGGCCAUUAUUCGCGCAGUAGGCGUACAGAACUGCCUUUUCCCACAUAUGGGACAACAAGUCUAUGUCAAAGAUCACGUUCGCCGAGUCCCGCUCGACUUCAGGAGAUGCGUGAACGAGAUAGACUUGGUUAUGGGAUUGAUAUGGGUGGUACUCAUGUACAGUACAGUUACCCAACGCUAGCAUCGCGACGUGCUGGCAUGGGUCGACGUCUACCACCGACACCAAGUAAACCAUCAACACUGCAGCUGAAGCCAACAAAUAUUAAUUUUCCAAAACUUAACGCAAGUCCAACACAUACACAUCACUCGACACCUCAUAGUGUUCAUUCCUUGCCACACCACCGUGAUCUGCUGCGGGAUCGUGCCAUGUACCGCGAUCUGUAUAGCAGUAGGGAACGCGAUCGCGAUCGAGAGCGAUAUAGAGAUCACCUACGCGACUAUGAUAUGCGAUAUGAAUAUCGGGAUCAUGAGCGUGAACUCUAUGAGAGAGAGCGUGAUCGACUAAGGGAUUUCGAAAGAGAAAGACUGGAAUACAUAGCGCCGCUAUCGUUUGAACAAGCGCUCGCUAUGGGCAGAACGGGGCGUGUCCUGCCAUCACCCGUUCUAAAUGGCUAUAAGCCAAAAGGUGGCUUUCACCCAAGACACUCCGAUUCGGAUGAGGAGGACUGGUGCUAGCAAAGGCUUUGAUUGCGAUUGCGUAAUCGAAGGGAACAGAUCUGGGUAUAGCAUCAAGCCAUAUUUCCAUCACUCUCUGCACCGGACUUAGACCAUAAUUUUGAUACAAUACCGUUGCAACAUUUCACUGCUGCAUCCGAUACCGAUUUAAUAGAAACCACAUUCAUCGAUACUGAUUUAAGCAAAAAUGCUGCUGUAGCUGCCGCAGCCACAGCAGUAGACGACGAUGUUGAUACCAACGCUACAGCCUAUUGGCGUAUGGGCCCACGGGCGGCGACACAACCCACAAUUUGUGAAAUAGAUUUAGGUCUAGGAGGCGACCGAAGUGAAGUAAUAGCCGCAAUCAGACCAUUGUCACUAGAUAUGACAGACCGAAGAGCGGAGUAUGCUAUAGCGACAACAAGAAUUUAUUCCGAUCAUGAGCUUUACCAACGGUAUCAACAGCAUGCAAGUUAUGCUGCCAGUGAACCGCAGACACCGUUGAACAUUGAAUUGCAGCAACAGUAUGCAACAGCAGCCGCAGCAGCAGCAAAAACACAGCCUGAACAGCAUUUGUAUCAUACGCUGUAAAAGCAAACAACUUAAAAAACAAAAAUAAAAUGUUCAGCUAGAGUUUUCGAAACGAAA
Molecule: messenger RNA, 7325 nt
Organism: Anastrepha obliqua
Lineage: Eukaryota; Metazoa; Arthropoda; Insecta; Diptera; Tephritidae
Gene: cac
Product: voltage-dependent calcium channel type A subunit alpha-1
Exons: 32
Coding region: 942-6698 (1918 amino acids)
Biological process (GO): calcium ion import across plasma membrane; chemical synaptic transmission
Cellular component (GO): voltage-gated calcium channel complex; membrane
Molecular function (GO): calcium ion binding; high voltage-gated calcium channel activity
Source: RefSeq, a predicted model, not a curated record